Molecule: messenger RNA, 3873 nt
Organism: Tuber aestivum (summer truffle)
Lineage: Eukaryota; Fungi; Ascomycota; Pezizomycetes; Pezizales; Tuberaceae
Source: the annotation of a GenBank genome assembly
CCCACCGCCCACCAUCCACUACCAUCCCUUCCUGUCGGUUGAGGCAUCUCUUGAUAAGUGUUGGCCGUUGGGUGAACCUCCCACAGCUCUGCCCACCUUCCCAGCCAUUACAACUCUCGUGGAUCUGUUGACUCAUUAGCAGACAGUCAUCUCCACGGCUCUGCCUCCUCCCACUGCCAUCCAAGCCUUUAAAUACCGUAUCCACUUGGCUGUCCUCUUCUGCUCCCAACUCAUCGCUCCCAUCGCUUCAACUUUAUAGUCGGCAACCGAUCCCUGAAUGGUGAACAUGUCCGCUUAGAUACCGCCUAAUUUCGACCAACUCGGCCAAAAGCUGACCCGUCACAAGUCUCCUUUGCUAUCCUCUGCAAACAUCUUGAACCCUUUUUUCUGUUAGCUGACCCCACAGAGUGUUGAGAGAUACUUCAAACAUGAUUCCUCGGUCAUUGAACUUGUUCCCUUUGCACCAAACCUGCACGAAUACCCAAUCCGUUGUAAUAUUACACCUACUACUCCUGGCAGCCCUGAUAGGCACCGCUCACGCAUUGCUCUGAGAGCUUUCUAAGCUAUUAUUGACAUACCACGGAGGGAACUGGAGGUCAGGGAUACGUGGGGGGAUACAGGAGCUGCUAUUUGUCGGUCAACUUCGGUUCCGCUCUUUCCUGCCCUAUUCGCUUUAGGGUGUGGCGUGAGCUAGGGCCCAACUCUCGAGGGGAGAGCUUAUCCACGCACUUACCCCGGCACUCGCCUAUCCAAAGGCCAAUCCCUCGAUUGUCGUUUAUCAUGUCUAGCAUCUUUACUUUUAAUCCGUCGCCCCCUAAACCCGCCUCUCCAUGGGCAAAUAACACCCCCGCUCACCCUACUCCAUCGACAACGCCUAAGCCUGCGACUGGGUCGCUGGAUCUAAUCACUCAUGAUACUCCCGGGCAUUUGAGAAUCAAUAACAACUCCGGAAAGAUCCGGAACCAUUUCGUGGGGGAUAGUGAGAGGGGAGGGGUGGCCACCGUCAGUGGGGAGACCGUGAGAGGAUUGGCCGCCGAACCCCAAAUGGGCGCCACUGAAUACAAACUGAGUCUUGUCAGAGGUGGAAAGAGUGAGGCGCGAUUGGACCAGUUGGUGACUCAAUUGCUCUGGCGAUUGCAACAGAGCAGCCCGUGCGUUGCUUCCAUCCCCGGAAUUUGGAACUCGGGCCUCCGUUGCUGAUUUGUCUACGAUCUCAGGUACCACGCCAACUCUCUUGCCUCAAAGUCUCCCGAAGCCAUCACCUCACUAGUUCAAGAGUCUCAAGGCGCGCUCUACGAAAUCGGAGUUGCUGAUGAUGGCAAACUUAUCGGACUUUGCGAGGAGGAGCUUCAAGCAUCUCUCGACACCCUACGCUUAAUGGCUGCGAAACUGGGAUGUACUGUGAGGGUACUUCGCAGAGAAGCUGUCGGUACGGUCACCGAGUGGGAUCUACGGCGCACUGAAGGAAAGCAGGCCGAACUUAUGAGGUCUAAGCAACGGAGUCGGGAACGGUCUGAAAAGGUUAUGCUUCCGGGGGACGAACGCGGUGUGGAAGAGGAAGGCUUCCCAGGCUCCGAGGAGAGCUUCGGUGUUCCCAAGGUUGGCGACCCGCUAUGGGUCGUGGAAGCCUUUGUCCAGCCGGGCCAUGGUCAAAAUUCCGUGUCCGGAAUGCCUACGCCAGAACAAAAUGCGGCGCGUAUAGAGAUUAGAGGGAAAACCAAACAACUUAGGAUUACGCUCACGGGAGCCACUGCCUGUGGAAAAACCACGCUCCUGGGGACCUUAAGCACCGGUGAGCUCGACAAUGGGCGCGGGAAAAGUAGAAUCUCACUGCUCCGCCACAGACAUGAAUUGGUGUCCGGUAUUACCUCGUCCGUGACCUGGGAGAUCUUGGGCUACAUGCCCGAGGAUUCCAAAGCGAAGCCCGAGCCCACAAACUGCAAUGGGGGGCCGUCGAGGUUAGUGAAUUAUGCAUCCGGCAAUAUAUCUUCUUGGACCGACAUCCACGCAGCGGCAGAUGGUGGAAGAAUUGUUUUUCUGUCAGACUCUGCUGGUAACCCCAAAUUCAGUAGAACAACCUUUAAAUCACUCAUUGGAUGGGCACCACAUUAUGCUGCUUUUCUCGUCGCUGCGAAUGACGAUGAGACUUUGGAUACCGGAGGGAAUGAGGAGAGGCCUUCGGGUUUGAGUAAACCUAGCCUUGCUCAUCUUGAUCUUUGCUUAAAACUAGGUCUGAGGAUGGUCGUCAUCUUCACGAAGCGGGACCUGGGCACCAAGACAGGAUUGAAGAAAGUGUUUGGGAACCUGUUGACUAUCCUAAAACAGAAUAGGAGGAAACCUGUUGCGCUCUCUACUAUUGCAAGUGUCGGGGACGCCGUGAAGCUUGUGGAAGAUGAUCCCGAACACACCGUACCCAUUUUAUUUACCUCAUCCGUCAACGGACAGGGUGUUGAUCUGCUUCAUGAGUUGAUGAUGAGAUUGCCAGUGCCUGAGCCUCCUAAGGCACCGGUAGUGGGAAACAUUCCCGAGCCUUUAUCGGGUAACAGCUUGACAGGUGUCAGGAAAGCAGUGUGGAAGGUUAGAAAGAGCGAGGGAGAUCACGGGGUUGCGACAGAGGAAGCCGGCGGACUGUCCACUUUGUUCCACCUUGAGGAAAUCUACGGUUUUCAGCCUGCGCAUAGUUCAGGAGAUGGGAAUGGGGGGGCUGUGGUUGGUGGGCAUGUCAAGUACGGGAAAAUCACUAUAGAUGACGAGUUGUUAAUCGGGCCCUUCCCGCCAGCCGAUCGUACAAGUGGCCCACCGUCAAUGGAAGGGACGCCUGCUACUCCUACCUCUCAUCCCCUGCUAUCGCCAUCGGUUGGUAAUUUGUCGGGGCUCUUGUCCAAGAGCCUAGAUAGUGCUGACGAGAUGAGAGCCGCCCCUCCUAAGCGAUUGGGAGCAAAAAUCACUCAUGACGACGACACUGGACAUAGCGAUAUGUGUGGCGAGGAAUGUGAGUGGAAAUUGGUAAAGGUUGUCUCUGUUCGCAGGCUAAGGCUGCCGGUGAAUACUCUCUUUGCUGGUGAAGCUGGUACCCUCGGGGUCGUGCCCAUCCAGCAGGAACCCUAUCUCGAUACAUUUCUCGCAGCCUCAGUAAUGAAUUUACAAUUGCAUCUGAGCGGGCUAGGCGGUGAGACGGGGUCAGAGAAUGGCAACGGCAUCAGGAUACAAGAUGAUUUCUCAAAUACCCCGGCAAACGGCGCAAAGGCCGUAGAAUUCGCGAAUUGUCCAACCGUUACCCCACCCUUUUUCUCCACAAAGCUCCGAAAGGGUAUGGUAAUCUUCAAUCGCCGUCCUUCCUCCGGUGCGAACGCUUGGCCACGGGCGUAUGCUGGCUUUACGGCUAAUCUCGGCGGCGAAGCUAACUCCCUUGUUCCCGGCAGCAGCGUAGUCGUGUACAUUGCUUCUAUCCGCGCCAUUGCAAGAGUUAUCUCAAUCGACCCUCCACUGAUUAGGAACGAUGAGAUAUUUAGUCUCGAUGAUGAGGGGAUACAAGAAGCGGAACAGGUAGAUGAUGGAGAAGGAGCCGGGAGGAAAUUUAUGUUUGAGUUUGAUCGGGCGCGGACGGAGUGGAUUGAAGUAGAUGACAGGGUGCUGGUGGUUCCUGGUGGAGGAAAGAGGGGGUUGGACGCAUUUGUGGGCAGGGUUCUCGGGAGACAGUUUUAGAGUGGUGGAAUCGUGGGUGGGUAGAAUUUGCCGGCCGUGACCAAGUUGACUUUUUUUUAUUUUCUAUUUUGUUUUGUUUUCAUUAUCUGUUUUCGUAGCUGUUGCGAGUCAUAAUGUUCUUGUUAGUGUAGAGAGUUUACCCAGGCGGUGAAUUUAGAUUAUAUAUAU